This is a messenger RNA of Eucalyptus grandis, 1122 nucleotides long. RefSeq names its product putative disease resistance protein RGA3. Gene Ontology annotation, biological process: defense response to other organism. Bases 1 to 1122 code for a protein of 373 amino acids. The record is from RefSeq and is a predicted model, not a curated record. Lineage: Eukaryota; Viridiplantae; Streptophyta; Magnoliopsida; Myrtales; Myrtaceae. Gene Ontology annotation, molecular function: ADP binding. The transcript has a single exon.
AUGGCGGAAGCAGUGCUCUUCAUCCUCACCAACGACAUACUGAAACUCGCCUGUUCCAACAUAUUUUCGAAAAUCCAACUUGCACGAGGUGCGAGGGAUGAUCUCCAACGUCUCAAGUACACCGUCAAGACCAUCCAAACCGUGCUUUUGGAUGCCGAGAAGAAACAAUGGGACAGCGAGCAGGUCAAGCUCUGGCUCGCGAGGCUGAAGGAAGUGUUGUACGACGCACAGGACUUGCUGGACGAUGUCGCAACUGAGGAUCUGAGGCGGAAGGUCACUCCCGGAAACAAGAUGUCAACAGCGGUACGCUCUCUCUUUUCCAAAUCAAAUAAGCUAGCACAGCCCUACAAAGUGGCUAAAAGGAUUCAAGAAAUUAGGAAGAAACUGGAUUGGAUUGCAAAAGAUAAGGAGUUCCGUUUAGAGGAGCAUCGGAGUGAGGCAACUGUUGCUAUUGUGAGGAAAUGGACAACUGGCUCUUUUGCGUGGAAGGAAGAAAUAAUUGGUAGACAAAGUGAUGAGAGGCAGAUCAUCAAAUAUCUGCUCGAUUCCUCCAUUUUGGUUGUUUCCAUACUCGGUAUGGGAGGACUUGGAAAAACCUCGCUUGCUCGGCUGGCGUACAACAAUGUCGAAGUGAGAAACUACUUCAAGCUUAAGAUGUGGGUGUGUGUAUCCAAUGUCUUUGAUGAGGAUUUUCUCAUCAAAGAAUUACUAAAAUCUGCCCGAGAUGAAGUGGAUCCUAAGAUGAUAGAUCUGCAAGACAUUGAGAAGGAGUCUAAGACCCAAUUGCAGAUACUUCUUGGUAAGGUACUAGACGGGAAGAAAUACUUGCUUGUUUUGGAUGACUUGAGGAAUGAAGAUCACAGGAAAUGGUCGGAGCUCGAAGGUUUGCUAAGGGGUGGUCUACCGGGGAGCAAGAUACUUGUAACCACGCGCAAUGAGUCAGUGGUGAAGGCUACAGGUACAAAAUCAGUUAUCCAUUCUCUAGGUAUCUUAGGUAAUGGUGAGUCGUGGAAGUUAUUCAAGAAAAUGGCUUUCGGAGAUGGGGAAGAAUCAUUAAACCAGGAACUGGAGGAGAUUGGUCGACAUAUAGUUAAAAAAUGCGGGGUGUUCCCCUUGCCAUGA